AGCGCGCUCUUGGCGGUGAGAAAAGCGCAGGUCUAAGUCGCACAGAUCCUCUUCGAGUAAGGUGCUCGGUUAUCGCGUGUGUGCGGACUCGCUUCUUAUCUCUGCUCCGCAAGAAGUAAAAAGCUGUUGCUUCUCCCUUCACAGCUGAUAUCUAAGGAGUCGGCGAGGUCACGCAUUGUUUACCAGUUUCUCUGCCAAUCGCCCCGAAUGACGCCUCACAGAUUGCACACUGCUAUCGGAGGCCAGAACAUCCCCAGUCGCUUGAACCGAAGCCAGAAAGGAGCGACCUAGGCAGUUUACACGCAAUGCUCACCUACAAGCUGGGAAAUAGAGAAAGAAAAUUUAUUGAAUAAAGCAACGAAAAAAAAAGUAGACAAGUUAUAGUGAACCUUGAUCACAUGCUCCUCAUUGCAACUGACCGCCAAAGUUAUUUGAAGAACUUUGAUAUUCGCGCAACAAGUCUUGGCUGUUCCUCUACCCCAGGUUUUUGUUUAUAUUUAUGUUCUGUGGCUUAUUUAUUGGUACAGAUUAGAUCAUUUGGGUUUAAGAGAUACUGUUUUCUAGUGUGCUUUUAUUACUUGCGAGGUGACUUCUCGUACUUCUACGGCAACACGUUUUUAAAAUGUGAAAACUUAAUUUGUGCCAUUCUAGUCAGUUGAAGAUUCUUCCUAAUACCUUUGAAGUUUAUUUUCAUUUUAAAGUUGUGCCAUUAUGUUAAAAAGUAUAUGUGGAAAUAUUUAAAAAUAUUACUGCAACUGUAAGAAAUUUUCAUCCAAAAACUGCCGUGAAAUUGUUAAUGGAACUAUGGAGGAUUGCUUGGUCUUUUUUUAACGUAACUGUUCCAGUUUCCUUAAAUAUCUUAAAAGUAAACGGAAUUAUUUUUUGUUAGUCUACAAUAUUAUCACAUAUAGAUAAUUUUAAUACCAUCUUAUGAAUAUUGCAAUAAAAGUAACCGAAUAUUACGAGUACAUAUCUUACGAACUGUGAUUUCGUUAAAAUUACAUUUUAAUUUUGUGAUAAAAAGUAGAAUGUAUCUCUUUUAAUAACAUCUGCCUGAAUUUCUUUUGCCAAAUUUGUGUCCACUUUACUUAGUAAGCGUAUAUUUACUACAGUUUUAUCACAUUUUUGCAGAAAGAUUCGACAUGUCGAAACUAAUUUUUCUAUGUCAUCUUUAGUUAUCUUCAAAAAACCGUGAUUUUAUAUGCAAAAUAACAAUUUCGUACCUGAAUUAAAAUAUUUAGAAUUUUUAUUGGAAUCUCACUGAAACAGAGUACUAGAACAGCAUCUAAACUAUAUACUUUCAAGUUCGAAGAAAUUAAUUUCUUUAACUCGAUAAGAAUAGUUUGGAAGACAUUCCGCCGCUAUGUGCUCAAGAUUCAUAUUAAAAGGACCGUGUGCUCAUGAAAUAAAGAAAUAAGUUUAUAGAGUAAUCGUCAUAAAAAAUCCGUAUCUGAAACAUGCAUUCCGAAUCGUCUAGCCAUGCUUCAUCAGCAUUCCCAGACUUGUAUGUUACAAAGCGCAUUCAACAAACAGUUAGUAUUUGGAUUAGCUUCCUUUUUCUUGCAACAACCUGUAUGAGCAAUGUUCAGAACACUACGCUUACAGUCGGAUACCUAGCCAAUAUCCAUGGGAAACAGCGACAAGGGCAUAUCAUCAGUGGUGCGAUGACAUAUGCCAUCAAAAAUGUCAACGAACAGCAUGUACUCCCUCAGAACUACAGUCUGAAAUUUGUGUACCAAGAUACGAAAGGGGAGACACUAGCUGGUACGAAUGCCGUCAUUAAUAUGUGGCGGGAUGAUAUCAUUGCAUUCUUCGGACCCGAGAACUCAUGUGAAGUUGAAGCUACUGUGUCUGCUUCGCUCAAUUUGCCCAUGAUAUCGUACUGUCUAUGUGCCUUUGGAUUACUAUGGAAUACCUUUAUACAGAUGAAGGACAGAUGAAAUACUGCUGCCAAGGUAAGAAAAUUUGACUUUUUCCUGUAUUCCAGAUAGAAAUAUAAAAAUUCAGCACCAAACGCAGUACUGUACAGAAAAACUUAGAUCCUUUCCCAUA
Stegodyphus dumicola is the source of this 2052-nucleotide messenger RNA. RefSeq names its product receptor-type guanylate cyclase Gyc76C-like. The record is from RefSeq and is a predicted model, not a curated record. Gene Ontology annotation, biological process: protein phosphorylation; intracellular signal transduction; receptor guanylyl cyclase signaling pathway. Gene Ontology annotation, molecular function: protein kinase activity; adenylate cyclase activity; ATP binding. Lineage: Eukaryota; Metazoa; Arthropoda; Arachnida; Araneae; Eresidae. Gene Ontology annotation, cellular component: plasma membrane.